AUGUUAGUAGCUUCUUAUUUGCCGUGCCGCAAAAUUCUCGACAUCGACGUACCCGCGCACAGGUGCAGAGAGAUGGGUUCCCUGGUUGGAAAUGUAACAGUAUACUACAAUUAUGUAAACAAUGAACUUGCAGACCCGCGCACCAACAAAUUUCUGUUGGUAUCGACACCCCUGCCAAUAAUUUUGAUACUGUUUCUGUACCACCGCUUCGUGCGUGUCUGGGGACCAGCGUAUAUGGCCAACCGGCCCCCCUACAAACUGAAGGAGGUGAUUGUCAUAUACAACAUCGUACAAAUAAUCCUAUCUGGAUUUCUAGCUUUGCAGUGCCUGCUAAUGUUGUACAUGCCGGGCUACUAUAGCGUUUGGUGUCAAAAGAUCAACUAUGAGGACACGCCAAUCGAAAGGCUCGUCAUAGAACGAGUGUGGCUCUACUAUUUCAUCAAAAUCGUCGAUUUGCUUGAUACGGUCUUCUUCGUGCUGCGAAAGAAGUUCUCACAAGUGUCAUUUCUGCACGUCUACCACCAUAUGGGCAUGUGUUUGUUAGGAUUCAUCGGUACCAAAUAUGUGCCAGGUGGGCACGGCAUUAUGUUGGGAUUCAUAAACUCAUGGGUGCACGCAGUGAUGUACACUUACUACCUAAUAUCCAUCGUACGACCGCAGUGGGUACAACAAUGGUGGAAAAAGUACAUCACGCAGAUGCAAAUCCUGCAGUUCCUCCUCCUGAUAUUACACUUCGGGCACAUUCUGUUCGAGCCGUCCUGCGGAUACCCCAAGUGGGUGUCCUUCUUAUUCCUUCCGCACAACAUCUUUAUACUGUUCCUAUUUAUGGACUUCUAUAUCAAAGAAUACAUACAUAAAAAGAAAAAG
Messenger RNA from Iphiclides podalirius (scarce swallowtail), 867 nucleotides. Lineage: Eukaryota; Metazoa; Arthropoda; Insecta; Lepidoptera; Papilionidae. The record is from the annotation of a GenBank genome assembly.